Paracoccidioides brasiliensis Pb18 is the source of this 606-nucleotide messenger RNA. Its product is annotated as 40S ribosomal protein S18. The transcript has 3 exons. Gene Ontology annotation, biological process: translation. Gene Ontology annotation, molecular function: structural constituent of ribosome; RNA binding. The record is from RefSeq and is a predicted model, not a curated record. Gene Ontology annotation, cellular component: small ribosomal subunit; cytosol; ribosome. The coding region runs from base 1 to 606 and encodes 201 amino acids.
AUGCAAACAUUCUUUAAACGACGACGAACCUUUUACCGACAUAUUGCUAACCACCACCAACCAGCAUCGCCCAACUCACCCCGUCCCCUUCAAGCAAGCGACGAUAUACCGCUCUGCGCGCAGCAUAUAUCUCCUGUCAUGUCGCUCGUGUCCGGUGAGAAGACGAACUUUCAGUUCAUCCUCCGUCUUCUCAACACCAACGUCGAUGGCAAGCAAAAGAUCAUGUAUGCCUUGACGAAGAUCAAGGGAGUUGGGCGCCGAUAUUCCAACUUGGUCUGCAAGAAGGCCGAUGUCGAUUUGAAUAAGCGCGCCGGAGAAAUCACCACCGAAGAACUCGAGCGCAUCGUCACCAUCAUCCAGAACCCCACCCAGUACAAGAUCCCCACCUGGUUCCUCAACAGACAGCGUGACAUCACCGACGGCAAGGACACACAGGUUCUUGCUAACCAGAUGGAGUCCAAGCUUCGUGAGGAUCUGGAGCGUUUGAAGAAAAUCCGCGCCCACCGCGGUCUGCGUCACUACUGGGGUCUCAGAGUCCGUGGCCAGCACACCAAGACUACUGGCCGGAGAGGGCGCACUGUCGGUGUCAGCAAGAAGAAGGGUUAA